Messenger RNA from Pyricularia oryzae 70-15, 171 nucleotides. RefSeq lists its product as uncharacterized. NCBI's taxonomy places the organism in Eukaryota, Fungi, Ascomycota, Sordariomycetes, Magnaporthales, Pyriculariaceae. The transcript has 3 exons. The record is from RefSeq and is a predicted model, not a curated record. Bases 1 to 171 code for a protein of 56 amino acids.
AUGGGCGGCUUGACAACGGCCGCCGCACCCAGCAGCAAGUUAGCAACGAAGCCUACUAUAGCUGCUCAGGUGUUGUUCACCCUCACUCAGUUGUGGUUCAGUCAACAUUCCUUUUUCGGUAAUUUAGCAGCUCCUGCAAUUGAGCACCAGCAAAAUGCUGCGUAUGGUUAA